CGGGAACGUGGGGAGGCGGGCCCGCCGCUGCCCGUCAGCACGGCUGCAUAGGAGCGGCGCCGGGCCCCUCCCCCGUUUCCAUGGCAGCGGCGCGGCCUGGCGUGCUGAGGGCCCCGUGAGGCCUGGCUGCCGUCAGGAGCGGGCCGAGGGGAUGGAGGACGAGGCGCUGAGCGCGGAGGAGGAGGAGUCCGUCGGUCAUGAGGAGGGGGAGGAUGACGAGGAAGAGAAGGCGCUGCCGGAAGAGGAGGAGGAGAAGCAGGUGCUGGACCCGUGUCCCCUGACGGAGGAGAUGCUGAAGGAGGGCCUCUCCCUCCUCUGCAAAAUUGGCAACGGCCUGGCGCACGCUUACGUGAAGUUUGAAGCCAAGUAUAAGGACUUGACAGAUAUCAGCCUCCUUGAAUGCUUCAUUCACCUGCGGUAUGUGGAUUUGUCAGAGAACAAGCUGCAGGAUUUGUCUCCACUGAGCAACCUAACCCACCUGCUUUGGCUGAAGAUGGAUGGGAAUCUGCUUACCAGUGCCCACAUGCAGGAGCUUCCCUACCUCCAGAUCAUCAGCUUUGCUCACAACCGCAUCAAGAAUAUGGAGGGCAUUACUCACCCCCACUUAACCAACCUCAGCCUUAAAGGAAAUAAAAUCCAGACAGCACUGGGUCUGAGUCAAGCACUGUACAGCCUGCGUGUCCUGGAGCUGCGAGGAAACAAGCUAGAGACUACAGCAGGGCUCUCCCUUCCCAAGCUCAAGAACCUCUAUCUGGCCCAGAAUGCCAUUAGGAGCCUUGAAGGCCUUGAGGCACUAGAGCAGUUGUCAACUCUGCACCUGCGUGACAACGAGCUUGAGACCUUGGAUGGAUUCUCUAGCAGCAUGAAGUGCCUGCAGUACCUCAAUCUACGGAACAAUGGGAUCAGUAGCUUUCAGGAAGUGACAAAACUGCAGGUGCUCCCCAUGCUGCAGGCCCUGGUGCUGAUGGAAAAUCCGUGCUCUGAUGAAACAAGCUACCGGCAGGAGGUCCUGGUCCAGCUGCCACACCUGAAGCGCCUCGACAAGGAACCGGUUGAGGAAAAUUAGCACGCAGAGGCAAAUGAAAUCUGUUAGAAAAGGCAGGAAGAAGAAAAGGUAUGAACAAGAAUGUGAAAGACGUAAUGUUAGAUGCGCUGGUAAGCCCCUCCUCCUGUGGACUGCACGAUGAAACGGCUGAGGGAGGUCAGUCCCAAGGGCAGAGCAGCCUGCAACAGAAAACAGGCUUCACAGCCUGAUCGCCAUCCCUGGCCCCAGCAGCACAAGUGGGAGGUGAAAGAGGAAAAGAAGUCAGGCAUGGAGUCAUUUAACUUCUCCGUCUUCCCUUCUUCAGGAAAUGGAGGGAUCUCUCCAGGGUGAUGUGACUGAGUGACCUGUGCUUUUAAUCCCUGUUCCCAGUGAAGAUUUGGGGAUGCAUCCUUCCAUGUGCGAAGUGAGAGCUAUAGGCAUGAGGUUCACCUCGUUUUGCUCCUGGAGAAGAGAGGAGUGUCCUGGAUGCUGCCUUCAUUUACUGCAGUGUUUUUACAAUCUCUGCACGUACAUACUCAAAGUAGUCCCAAGAGGGAAAAGGGGGGUUACAAGUUGUGUGGUUUGAUUUAUGGCUCACAGAAAUUCUGUGUGAUUUUCUUAUUUGAAUAAAAAUAUUUAAUGA
Messenger RNA from Numida meleagris (helmeted guineafowl), 1667 nucleotides. It is a transcript of the gene LRRC23, whose product is annotated as leucine rich repeat containing 23. The record is from RefSeq and is a predicted model, not a curated record. The transcript has 6 exons. Bases 152 to 1066 code for a protein of 304 amino acids. Lineage: Eukaryota; Metazoa; Chordata; Aves; Galliformes; Numididae. Gene Ontology annotation, molecular function: protein binding.